AAAGUUUUUGAAUGUGACCCAUCUAUUGCAGAAAAAAUUAGACAAGAAAAUAAAAAUUCUUCACAAUCAUCUCAUAAGUUACAGAAAUAUAUAAAGAGAGCUAUUCCUAAUAAUGUAAAUUUGCUAGUAUUAUCUAUACGUCACUCUUACUCAAAUGCUGUUACUAUAAGACUUAAUCUUAAGUCAUAUUACAAUAUCAAUAGUAAUAUAAAUCUACCCAAUCACAAAAGGGUA
Molecule: messenger RNA, 234 nt
Organism: Funneliformis geosporum
Lineage: Eukaryota; Fungi; Glomeromycota; Glomeromycetes; Glomerales; Glomeraceae
Source: the annotation of a GenBank genome assembly